UCGAAACUUUUAACUUUCCACUUCCAACUUCCAACUUUCAACUGCCGAUGGGUCAAAAAAAACCCCUCAGUGGGUACUACGAUGGAUCCGGUGUCUGAUACUGCAGUGGACCUUGGCCACCUGCUUGAAAAUGGGCCUGGCCAUUUGAGUCCGCCUUCACUGGGAUCAUCGGGUAAACCCCCUCCCAAGGCCAACGAGGUGUCAUGCCGGAAUGACUCAAGAUGGCUGGAGCAGGCGACUGCAUCGUGGGAACAAGAGCAUCAGUUCAAUAAAGCUGUUAGACCAGACAGGCUACAUUCAUCCUAUCUGCACAAUUCUCACCGCAGGCGAAUUCGACUGAGCAGCAAGGGAAGACCAGAGUUCCCAGCUAGGCACUCACGAACAGCCAUAAUUCAGUAUGCCACGAUCCUGAAGGUAAUGGUGUUGAAAGUUGCAAUGCUGGGAAAUCAUAGCCAGGCACCAGUGGUUUAUAUAACGUGCUGUGAACCUGCGCCGAUCCUCACCCGUUUGGAUUCUGAAAGCGGACCAUACUACAUACGAAGCACACACUUGAUGAUGGCUGUUUAAGUAGACGACGUUGUUUAAUGUCUUUCAAACAAGUGCAUCCAUCUAGUCUUGCGACGGCAAUGGAAUACCAUGUGCAGCAUUCGCUGCAGUCAGUCACAUGGGCUCCAUUGUUUUCAAAUGAGCACUGUCGCGGUUAGAUACAACUGAACUCAACAUCGUGCCUGAGGAUUAGGACAUGGUCCGUUGUCACAAUGCUAGCCACUCGGGAUAAACGAGCGUUUAGAUUGUCAGUU
Messenger RNA from Aspergillus sclerotioniger CBS 115572, 800 nucleotides. RefSeq lists its product as uncharacterized. The transcript has a single exon. Bases 82 to 567 code for a protein of 161 amino acids. Lineage: Eukaryota; Fungi; Ascomycota; Eurotiomycetes; Eurotiales; Aspergillaceae. The record is from RefSeq and is a predicted model, not a curated record.